Entrophospora sp. SA101 is the source of this 1143-nucleotide messenger RNA. The record is from the annotation of a GenBank genome assembly. Lineage: Eukaryota; Fungi; Glomeromycota; Glomeromycetes; Entrophosporales; Entrophosporaceae.
AUGUUUUCAAAAAGAUUUCAUAAUAUAAUGGCUAGAAAAGUCAUAAAUUUGCCCUUAAAAAAUGCUAUUAUUAUACCCACUAUAACAAGCUCUUCAAUAGUUAAUCAUCAUAAUCAUCGAUUUUUUGCUAGUCAAGUUAAUAAUGCAAAUAAAGAAAGAUUAAUAAUUUUUGACACAACUUUACGCGAUGGUGAACAAGCAAGUGUUACUCUUACUAUAGAUGAAAAACUUGAUAUUGCUAAACAUUUGUCAAGCCUUGGCGUUGAUGUUAUUGAAGCUGGUUUUCCAAUAGCUUCACCAGGAGAUUUUGAAGCGGUUGCUCGGAUAGCAAAAGAAGUCGGUCCAUUAAUGCAAGGUCGAGAGAGUAUUGGAAAACCAGUGAUGAUCACUGGACUUGCACGUGCAAAAGAAAAGGAUAUUAAACGAUCUGUAAAAUAUGCAAAAAGUCUUUGUGAUGAUGUUGAAUUUAGUGCCGAAGAUGGCGGCAGAAGUGAUAAAGAUUUUCUAUGUAAAUUGUUGGGUAAGGUGAUCGAGUCAGGCGCAACUACCUUAAAUAUUCCUGAUACAGUUGGUUAUACUAAUCCUGAAGAAUAUGGCGCUUUAAUUAGAUAUCUGAUUGAAAACACUCCUGGUUCAGAUAAGGCAAUAUGGUCAACACAUUGUCAUAACGAUUUAGGUCUAGCUACUGCUAACACUUUAUCAGGAGUGCUUAAUGGUGCAAGACAGGUUGAAGUAACUAUUAAUGGCAUUGGUGAACGUGCAGGUAAUACUUCACUUGAAGAAAUAGCAAUGAAUAUACGAACACAUCCAGACUUUUAUCCAGUUUAUCAUUCAAUCAACACACAACAAAUUUAUCGUACAUCAAUUUUAGUCUCAUCUCAUUCCGGAAUGUUAGUGCAACCCAAUAAAGCAAUAGUUGGAGCAAAUGCAUUUCUUCACGAAUCUGGAAUCCAUCAAGAUGGUGUUCUCAAAAAUAAGUCAACGUAUGAAAUUAUGAAACCGGAAGAUGUUGGUGUGUCUGACACGAAAUUAGUGUUGGGUAAAUUGUCGGGACGUAAUGCUUUUCGAUCACGUAUCGAUGAAUUAGGAUAUGGUGACAUGAGUGAAGAGCAAGUUAAUAAUGCAUUUGAACAAUUUAAAUAA